Epithele typhae is the source of this 930-nucleotide messenger RNA. RefSeq lists its product as uncharacterized. The coding region runs from base 1 to 930 and encodes 309 amino acids. The record is from RefSeq and is a predicted model, not a curated record. The transcript has 5 exons. Gene Ontology annotation, biological process: maturation of SSU-rRNA from tricistronic rRNA transcript (SSU-rRNA, 5.8S rRNA, LSU-rRNA). Gene Ontology annotation, cellular component: nucleolus. NCBI's taxonomy places the organism in Eukaryota, Fungi, Basidiomycota, Agaricomycetes, Polyporales, Epitheliaceae.
AUGCCGGACCAAGAUUUGCUCAAGGUCCUAGAGGCUCAUGGACAACAGUUCCUGCAGUCAUUUGAGACUACCACCGUCGUUGGGAAGCGCAAAAAAGGACCCCACUCCACCCUCGAUAGGGCGAUCAGCAAGAAGAAGCGUGUGGAAGAGGCUUCUGAAGAAGAAGAGUGGGCAGGGAUCACUCAACGCUCUACCUCGAGCGAGGCGGAGGGAGAAGACGAGGAUAGCGAAGGCGUGACCGACGAGCCAGAGGAUGACGAUGACGACUUCACAUACGAGUCGUGUGCCCCCCAGCCCGACGUCGUUGUAUUUUCGGAGGCGGGCAGAUCCUCCGCUGUCACCAGAGCGUCGAAAACGGGCUUCAUGUCCUCGAAAGUCACCAAGCUAACCGAGGACGCGGCGAAACCCUCCCAGAAGCAGAAAGUGCGCUCUGCGGAUGAUGAGGACGAUCUGACGAACGCGCAGAACGACGCGCUUCUCCACCGGCUGGUGCACACGCAACUUCUCUCCGGCUCGCUCAAGCACGACCUCGACCUGACGCCUGCACAGCGCAAAAAGGCCCUCGCGGGGCGCAUCCUCGAGGCCGCGGGAGGCGCGAAGCUCGGCAAGGGGGAGGCGGCGGUGAGGCAGAAGGAGCGGAACCGCGCGGCGAAACACGUGCGCGACGGGCUCUUGGAAAAGCAGCAGCAGAGGCGAGAGAAGGAGCUGGAGGAGGCGAAGCAACUGGGGAAUUAUCACCCUUCGCUGAAGGCUCUUUAUGAUCCCUCGAGCUCGAAGCCGAGUCAUAAGAGGGAACGAGGCAUGAAGAUGGGCGUCGGAUCGUUCAAGGACGGGAUCCUGCGGUUGGGUAGAAACGACAUCGUUGCAGCAGAAAGGAGGAGCGGAAGUAGUAGAGGUAAAGGUGCGCGUAGGAGAGGCGGGAAGCGAUGA